UUGAUCAGUGCUAAAACGGACAACGUUGUUGUGUACAUUUUACUUUGCCAUUAUCGUGAUGGAAAUGAAAUCAUUGGAUCCAGCGCAAGCCUUUAUGGCGAAGAUAACUGAACGGUUUAAGCCGGUACACGAGAUAACUGCUCGUGGAACAUCCAGCGUGCAGCAGUUUUACCAUGGAUCAACUGCAUUCAUGACUGGAGGAUCUGGAUUUCUUGGAAAACAACUCAUUGAAAAACUGUUACGAGCCACUAAAAUUUCUAAGAUAUAUGUCUUACUGAGAUGCAAAAAAGGAAAAACUGUACAGCAGAGACUAGAGGAAACGUUGAAAGAUCCUUUGUAUGACAAGCUAAGAGAACAGCAGCCAGAUUUUGUUGACAAAGUAGUUGCCGUAUCAGGAGACGUAUCGGAACUAAAGCUUGGCUUGAGCGAAAAAGACUGGAACACUAUUGCCGAUGAGGUUGAUCUAAUAUUCCAUUUGGCUGCUACGACAAGAUUCGACGAAACUCUUAAGACAGCUACUUUCAUCAAUGUUCGUGGUACAAGAGAAAUAGUGACUUUAGGCAAAGCGUGUAAAAAAUUGAGGUCCUUUGUUUACGUAUCAACAGCUUUUUCACAUGCACGCGAUGAAUAUGUGUAUGGUGAAGUACUUGAAAAGUUCUCUCCUAGUCCAGUUAGCCCCGAAACCAUGAUCGGCAUAGCUGAAACUAUGGAAGAAGAAAGAAUAAUAGACAUAACAACAAAAUUGAUAAAAAGUUGGCCUAAUACGUAUACAUUCACAAAAGCUAUUGCUGAAGAUAUAGUUAAUACAAUGGGCAAAGAUCUCCCGAUAUGUGUCGUCCGACCAGCAGUCGUGACGUGCACAAUUAGAGAGCCGGCUCCAGGGUGGGUGGACAAGUCUUGUAUCUAUGGAGCCAGCGGGUAUAUGUACGCUGUCGGACUUGGGGUAUCUCACGUGGCUUAUGGUAACCAUUCAAAUCAACUUGAUUUAGUGCCCGUGGACUAUGUGAAUAACACCAUUCUCGCUGCUGCAUGGGAGACGGCUAGAUUAAAAAGUUCAGCGCCAGAAGAAAAUGAAAUCAAGAUUUAUGUAGUGUCUUCAAGGUCUAGAAACCCAGUUACUUGGAGACCACCUGAAGGACAUAGUGGAAUAUGCUAUACGGUGGCGGUGUGUCCUGCUUAG
Messenger RNA from Spodoptera exigua (beet armyworm), 1180 nucleotides. The record is from the annotation of a GenBank genome assembly. Lineage: Eukaryota; Metazoa; Arthropoda; Insecta; Lepidoptera; Noctuidae.